This is a messenger RNA of Cladophialophora yegresii CBS 114405, 2286 nucleotides long. RefSeq names its product translation initiation factor IF-2. Bases 1 to 2286 code for a protein of 761 amino acids. The record is from RefSeq and is a predicted model, not a curated record. Gene Ontology annotation, biological process: translational initiation. The transcript is spliced from 2 exons. Gene Ontology annotation, molecular function: GTPase activity; GTP binding; translation initiation factor activity. NCBI's taxonomy places the organism in Eukaryota, Fungi, Ascomycota, Eurotiomycetes, Chaetothyriales, Herpotrichiellaceae.
AUGGAUGGUUCUGCCCUCCCUCAGGGGUCAACUGAUCAACGGUCGGGUCGGGAACGGCGUCCACAACCAGCGCUUGGGGCUCCCCUCCAGGCAGGAAACGUUGAUGAGCAGGUUGGUAUGUUAGACGAUGGGCCGGUUGCAGACGAAACAGAAGAUGAUUGGCGCAAGCGGAAAACAACAGGUGGCAAGGAGCGCGACAGGAGAGCUCGACUCUAUGAAAUCGAGGAGGACGGGCCGCUCCAGGUAUCACGACCAGCUAAAGCCCCUACAGCGAGAAGGGGCAGUGUUUCACGAGGCACUUCGGCGGGUUUUGAUUUCGACCCAGAUCUGGCCGAGGAAUUCCUCGACGAAAAGAAAAGGCGAAAGAAGAAGGGGAAACAAGCCAAAGCCGCGCAGCAAUUAGCGCGGCCGGAAAUCGUUCUGCCCGAGUUCGUCAGCGUGGAAAAGCUUGCGCAGGGUCUCAAAGUCAGACUACCCCAGUUUCUACAAAAGCUCGAAGAGGAAGGAUUUGAAGGUGCUAGAUAUGACCAUGUCCUGGACUCUAGCACCUCCGCAAUGUUCGCAGAGCUCUACGGGUUUGAGCCCGUGAUUAAAGCAGUCGAUCAAUCUGGGGAUAUCUUUCCUCGACCGCCAGCAGAGGAUCCUUCCGGGUUCCCCCCUCGGCCUCCAGUCGUCACCAUCAUGGGCCAUGUCGACCACGGGAAGACAACUAUACUGGACUACUUUCGGAAGGCGAAUGUGGUGGCAUCAGAGCAUGGCGGCAUCACGCAACACAUCGGUGCGUUCUCAGUGACAAUGCCCGGGUCGGAGCGCAACAUCACGUUCCUCGAUACUCCUGGCCAUGCCGCUUUCUUGGAGAUGCGCCGAAGAGGUGCUGUCGUGACAGACAUUGUUGUUCUGGUUGUCGCUGCAGAUGACAGUGUUAAGGCUCAAACGAUCGAAGCUAUCAAGCAUGCCCGUGAGGCCGGUGUACAGAUGAUUGUGGCAAUCAACAAAGUCGACAAACCUGGGGCCGAUAUCGAACAGGUUAAACGUGAUUUGAUGCAAUAUGACAUAGUUGUAGAGGAGUUCGGUGGAGAAUACCAAGCUAUCCCUGUCAGCGGAAAGACAGGUCGCGGGAUGGAUGACCUGGAGGAAGCAAUACUCACUUUAGCUGAUGUCGCCGACUUCCGCGCCGAAAACGAUGGACCUGCUGAAGGCUGGAUCAUCGAGAGCAGAGUGGGUAUCACUGGUCGUGUGGCCACGGUAUUGGUGCGUCGCGGUACACUGAGACCAGGUGACUUUAUUGUUGCUGGUACCACCUGGGCGCGUGUGCGAACCUUGAGAAACGACGCUGGAGAAUUGAUCGAAGAAGCACCUCCUGGGACUCCUGUCCAGCUUGACGGUUGGCGAGGCGAUGAUCCUGAAGCUGGACUCGAGGUGUUGCAGGCAGAGAACGAACAGCAAGCCAAGGAUGCGAUUGCUGUGCGAAAGGAGAGACAAGAAACAGCUUGGGAAAUGGACAAUAUGGCGGCGAUCAACGCUUCGCGCGCGGAAGACGCCGUCGCGCGAGCCAAAGUUCUCGAAUGGGAGAAAGAGCAGGGCUACCUGUCCAUGGGCUACAAGAGACGUCCCAAGGACAAUGAAGGCUGGGUUGAGAAAGGGUCCUCGGGAGCCCAACUGGUGCAUUUCGUCAUCAAAGCCGAUGUGGCUGGCAGCACUGAAGCUCUGGUUGCUGCUGUCAGCGCGAUCGGCAACAACGAAGCCCGCGCCAAUAUCGUCCACAGCGCUACAGGCAGUCUCACAGAAUCGGACAUCAAGAUGCUAGCGGCAACAGGAGAAGUUGCGUACGCAAUUUCGUUCAAUCAGCCCAUCGAUGGAGAGAUUCGCCAACUUGCGGCAGCUGCUCGUAUCCAGAUUCUGGACCACAACAUCAUUUACAAGGUGACCGACGAUGUCACUGAGAAGGUCAGUGCAGAACUGCCGCCAAUUGUCACCCAGCGCGUCUUGGGAGAAGCAGAGGUGGGAGAUAUUUUCGACAUCAAGAUCAAGAAGGGAUCUAUGAAGAUUGCCGGAUGUCGCGUGACCAACGGCACCAUCCGGCGCUCAGAGAAGAUCCGAGUGCUGAGGAGAGGCGCAGUGAUCUAUACUGGCACACUCAACUCGUUUAAGAACAUCAAGAAGGAUGUCACGGAAAUGCGCAAAGGCUCCGAGUGUGGGAUGGGCUUUGAGAACUGGGACGCAUUCGAAGUGGGCGAUCAGAUCCAGUCGUUCGAGGAACACACCGAGAAGCGCGUGUUGCAUUAG